UGGAGCCCGGCCGGGGAUGACAUGAUGCGGGCCCCCGGGCGCCUCUGCCCACAGGAAAAGGCUCUGCUAAUCCCGGAUUUGAGCCACAGAUUACGGCGACAGGUUAAGGGAUAUGGUAUCGGACUGAUCCCAUUGGUCAGUACAAAAAUACCGGAUUUCACGACCUGGUCUGGUGGUUGCCGAAAGUUAACUGUGUUGAAAUAAUGGAAAAGGUUUUAUGUACUGUCCACGACACCUUGUGCAUGUUAAAAACUGGAGUAAAAGAUGGACCAACGAAAGGCAAGAGCUUCUACGUUUGCGUUGACAAGCAGAGCUGUGAUUUCAGCCAGCAGGCCAGCGUCUCGCCUUCCCAUUGCCUCCAUCAUGAAGAUUCGAUGGUGGAGCUUCAGGCCCUGAGCUACAGUCAACAACAGCAGAGCCACAGGUUGUACUACAGGUGUGUUGUGGGUAAAAAAGCAGGCCAGAGAUGGUGUGGAAACGUUCCUUGGACAGCACCAGGAAUAGAAAAGAGAAGCCCCCUGUCUGAUGCCCAGCUCCAACCCUCCUGCCUUCCACCGGUUAGAAACCCUUUUAAGGUUCCCAGCAAGGCCGACAAGACGCAGGCCGGUGGCGAGGAGAACGGCAGCCAAACCGGCCACAACAAAGCUGAAGGAAAGGAGAAACGUCAGAAGGAAAACGCGGUGGAUGCCGGGGCAAAAGCAGAAGAAGAAGUGGAGGGAAAGAUGAAGGAGUCUGAUACUUAUCGAGGCAAACAGCUUCCACCUGGAAUGAAGGUAAAGAAGAGGGUUUCGAGUGAGGAGAAAGCUGACCAAGUGGGAGAGAUUACGGAUAAAAUAAAAGAUUUGACUAAAAAGGAGCAGAAAGAAGCGGGUGAACACAAAAUGGAUCGUCCUCAGUUUGACAAAGUAAAAAAAACCUCUCUGGAUCUGGACAAAACAACCAAGCAGCGGCCAAACGAAGACAAAACCCGCCCGGUAACUCAACCAGAUGAAUCCUCGGUACGAAACAAGAGCGUUUCCUCUCCUCCCGGCGUUCCCUCCCUCGACCCCCCCGACGACGACGUGGUUCUGGUGUCGGUCAAACCCGCCCCCCGCCGAACCCCCCCGCCCUCCGCCGUCCAGAAGACGCUGACCAGCUUCCCCGGGUUCCAGGCGGGGGACCCCAGAGGGAUGCGGGGGCUGCUCAGUGCUCAGCUCCAGCAGAAGAAGGCCACCCUGUCUGCCGUGAACGUGGCGGCUCUGCCGGACAAAGGCGAGCGGCUGAGGACGCAGGUCAGGGAGCUGGAGGACGCUCUGAACUCGCUGAGCCUCGGGGCUCAUCCUGAGUCUCCACAGGGAUCUAACGGCGGCGUUCCCGGCCCCUCUAAGCUCAACCCAUCCUGA
Menidia menidia (Atlantic silverside) is the source of this 1382-nucleotide messenger RNA. NCBI's taxonomy places the organism in Eukaryota, Metazoa, Chordata, Actinopteri, Atheriniformes, Atherinopsidae. The record is from the annotation of a GenBank genome assembly.